CCCCGUGUCAUGGUGUAAAGAACGUGCACCAAUGCCGCUAUUAUUCUAUCACUUGUAUGUAAUUGUGUAUAAUAAAGAUAUGAAUUUCCGUGUUGAUUCUCAAAAGGUUCUUCUUCCCGACCACGUGUCAUACAGCGGAACCCGGAUCGCGAUCCGCGUGCUCUCGCUAGAACAAAUGUAGUCCGUCAAUUUACUUGAAUCGGACGUACAGAAACCAUUCCCAAACUCGAAACCCAGCUGCCCGAAAAGGUGAUCGACAAAAUUCCCGCUUCUUGUCCUCUUUUUAAUUUCUCCCUCGCCGAGCGCUGCAAAUAAAGCCCCAUUCCCUUCCUCUCUCCUGCAUAGCAAUUGAAGAAACCCUGACCAAAUCCCCAUUCCCCUUUCUUCCUGCACUUAGUUCUCUUCAAUCUCAGCUUUUAUCUUCGAUCGAGGUCGAGACAGAGAUACUUUAAGAUGGCACGGACGAAGCAGACGGCGCGGAAGUCGACGGGCGGGAAGGCGCCGCGGAAGCAGCUUGCGACGAAGGCGGCCCGGAAGUCGGCGCCGGCGACGGGAGGAGUGAAGAAGCCGCACAGGUUCCGGCCAGGGACUGUGGCUCUGCGAGAGAUCCGCAAGUACCAGAAGAGCACGGAGCUCCUCAUCCGGAAACUCCCCUUCCAGCGCCUCGUCCGCGAGAUUGCCCAGGACUUCAAGACUGACCUCCGCUUUCAGAGCUCCGCCGUCGCCGCCCUUCAGGAGGCCGCCGAGGCCUAUUUGGUAGGUCUCUUUGAGGACACCAACCUCUGCGCCAUCCACGCCAAGCGUGUCACCAUCAUGCCCAAGGACAUGCAGCUCGCCCGUCGCAUCCGCGGCGAGCGCGCCUAGAUAUUCUGAGAUCGCUUGUCUUUGAUGAAUGAAUGAAGGGGGAAUGGAUGGAGUGCCGUCCGAUCCAUGUGUUCUAUUUCGGACGAGAUUUUCUUGUUUCUCUUUCUUGUUUCUUCUUUUUCUUUUUACUCCCUCCGCUUUGUCUAGGGAUGAGACGAGUCUUUCCAUGAAAAGUUGGGUUCAUACGGCAUUCAUCUUCUUGUUACUACCCAAAUCACAUUUUCUUUCCCAAAAGAUUGGUUCUAUGUUGUUUCAACAAGUUUAUUUUCAAAGACAACAUGAGUUUGAUCCUCUCCU
This is a messenger RNA of Phoenix dactylifera (date palm), 1161 nucleotides long. Its product is annotated as histone H3.2. The record is from RefSeq and is a predicted model, not a curated record. NCBI's taxonomy places the organism in Eukaryota, Viridiplantae, Streptophyta, Magnoliopsida, Arecales, Arecaceae. Gene Ontology annotation, cellular component: nucleosome. Gene Ontology annotation, molecular function: DNA binding; structural constituent of chromatin; protein heterodimerization activity.